Messenger RNA from Fraxinus pennsylvanica, 495 nucleotides. Lineage: Eukaryota; Viridiplantae; Streptophyta; Magnoliopsida; Lamiales; Oleaceae. The record is from the annotation of a GenBank genome assembly.
AUGGCUUCGAAAGCUUUCUUGAUCGCAGUUUUCUUUGCAAUGAUUGCUACUUCAACUAUGGCAACCAAUUAUACGGUUGGAGACAACGCUGGCUGGAAAGUGGGUGUCAAUUACACUGAAUGGGUUGCAGACAAAACGUUCUACGUUGGAGACACACUGAUGUUUAUGUACAAUAAGGGAUCUCACGAUGUUUUGAAAGUGAAUGGACCUGACUUCCAACAGUGUUUGAAAUCAAAUACAACUGGUCUUCUGGUUAGCGGAAAUGACGUAAUUACCCUUGCGAAACCAGGGAAGAAGUGGUACAUUUGUACGGUUGCGGAUCACUGCACGAAGGGGAUGAAGCUUGUGAUCAAUGUAUUAGAAGCAGCUACAACAGCACCCACUCCUUUACCUCCUCAAACACUGGGAUCUUCAGGAGCCUAUGAAAUCUCUUCCUUCAAAUCUUUUGGGUGGAUUCUUGCAGCAUUGGCUGUUUUUAAGAUAAUCCUGGCUUAA